AUGGAGACCGAUUACCUGGUUAAGGGAGGAUACUGUAAUGGGACGCUGGAGGAGGAUGUGCCCGACCCUGACGUGACGGGCUGGGGAAUCGUAUCUUCGUUUUGCUUUUCCAUCGUAAUGAACAUGAUCGCCAUUAUGGUAGCAUAUGUGGCAAAUGCGCUACCUGAGGAACGCUACAAGUCAAUAGACUGCAUCGCCUACCGUCACGUGUCGCAGGCAGAGAGGCAGCGACGUAUCAAAGCCUUCGAGUCGUUCAUGCUAUCUUUGAGCGAUCAGCAACUUGUCACUGGCAUGGCUCUCAUGCUGGCAACGAUACUGAUAUUCUCAGGAAUGCAUGACCUGGAUGAUAGCUUCUCGGUGUACUCGUUUCAAAUCGCGACCCGACUCGGUUACUUCUCGUGCAUCACGCACCUUUGUUCCCUCUCAGUGCUAUGGGAAUACUUUGACCGACAUAAUUGGCUGCGAAUAUUUCGAACCAUUCUGAUGGUGGCUUUUCUGGUCAUGAUGAUUGGUUGCAUGAUCAUAUCAGACUCUGUGACUUUUCGAUUCAAUCGCCACGUUUCGGUCAAGUGUGCGAGAAAGCAUUUCAAGUUGAUUGAUCGAGAAAGACCGAACUACGUCUUCUUCUCUGACGAAUUCAUUAUUAUCUUUAACUUAUCCGUAUUGACUUACAUUCUUAUAUCUGGAUAUGUUCAAAGGUUUCUACAACUGUACUGCAUGCCGGCCCGCGGCGAACAAGACUUUUGGCAAUGUCGCUCCUUACGAGCUCUGUUUGGAUCUGAUACCGAGAAUCGGUUCAAGAGCCUUGAAAAGAACAAAACGUUAGCGGACAUCAGAUCUAGUUUUCUCUGGGAGAUCGUGUGGCUAUUCUUCUACUUCACAUUUGGGACCGCGAAUCUCCUCAGAUUCUUCGAUGAUGCCACUUUGAAUAUUGGAGCUAUAAAACCAAAUUUCGGGCAGCUCGUACCUUUAUUUCUUCUGGCUCUUCCUUUGAUCACAGCCACUGAAGCUUAUACAAGUAAGUGA
Messenger RNA from Colletotrichum paranaense, 1026 nucleotides. RefSeq lists its product as uncharacterized. The transcript has 2 exons. Bases 1 to 1026 code for a protein of 341 amino acids. The record is from RefSeq and is a predicted model, not a curated record. NCBI's taxonomy places the organism in Eukaryota, Fungi, Ascomycota, Sordariomycetes, Glomerellales, Glomerellaceae.